Messenger RNA from Rhododendron vialii, 1210 nucleotides. RefSeq lists its product as uncharacterized. The record is from RefSeq and is a predicted model, not a curated record. The transcript is spliced from 5 exons. NCBI's taxonomy places the organism in Eukaryota, Viridiplantae, Streptophyta, Magnoliopsida, Ericales, Ericaceae. Bases 93 to 1034 code for a protein of 313 amino acids.
UAUUUCAUGGGCUAUCUAGAUUUUGAACUUGAAAAACCAAAACAAUCAAAGUUCAAAAAAGCACGCCAAAUGCAUAAACACUACUGCUUACAAUGGCAUGUUCGUUUUCGUGUUUCAGCCUUGUCUCCAUAUGGGGCAACCACCUCCGACGUACUUUCUCCGCCGCCGGCCUCUCCGCCCAAACCGUCGACGUAGACCCCGAAACCACCGUUCACUUUUGGGGACCGAAAUCACCCGACCCAACCAACCCCAAACCACCACUCGUUUUACUCCACGGAUUCGGCCCCGACGCCCACUGGCAAUGGCACCCACAAGCGGCGUUUUUCGCCCACGAAUUCGCCCUUUACGUACCCAACCUCGUGUUUUUCGGCAACUCCACUACUAAAUCGUCGGAGAGGUCGGAGAUUUUCCAGGCCAUUUCGGUCGGAAAGCUACUCGAGAAGCUCGGCGUGAAGCGGUAUUACGUGGUGGGGACAAGCUACGGGGGAUUCGUGGCGUACCGUAUGGCGGCAAUGUGGCCGGAGAGGGUGGCGAAGGUGGUGGUAGCGAGUUCCGCAGUGAAUAUGAGGCAGAAGGAUAACGUGGAGUUUUUGGAGAAGAGAGCGAAGACGGAGAAACUAGAGGAGUUGAUGUUGCCGACAACGGCGGCACAGCUGAAGGUUUUGCUUGGUCUUUAUACGAACCGGCGACCCUGCUGCUUGCCCGAUUUCUUGUUGAAUGACGUCAUUCGUACACUGUACUCAGAAAACAGGAAGGAGAAGAUGGAACUCCUUGGGGGAUUAACCAUUGGAAAGGACAACACAGUAAAUUUAUCCCCUCUUCAUCAGGAGGUGUUGAUUGUGUGGGGAGACCAUGACCAGAUAUUUCUAUUGGAAAAAGCUACUGAACUCAAGGAGCUUUUGGGGGAGAAGGCAAGAUUGGAAGUGAUAAAGGACACGGCUCACGCGCCCCAAAUUGAAAACCCAGGGCAAUUCAACAACAUUGUCUACAAGUUCUUAUUUGGGUCCUCCUCGUUACCGAAGCAAACUGCAUGAUUGAGGAAGAUUCGUUUACCGAGAUUUUUUUUUUCCAUUCACGCGUCGUGAAUCAUUGCAUUUAGUCGUUUAUUGAGGCUUUGAGUAUGUGAUUUUAUAUUGAGAUAGAAAUAUAUGCGUGGAUUAUUCGAUAGGAUUCAACAAAGCAUGGCUUAACAAUAGACUGAAAUUCAAGA